GGUUUCCCACAUCCGCGUGCCCUCUUAUUAUACUUCCGCUGAAGCGCUUGUAUGGUCCUCUUCUACCAGCCCGAUUCAACAUGGGACGAGUCAGGACCAAGACGGUGAAAAAAGCCGCCCGGGUCAUUAUUGAGAAGUACUACACCCGGCUGGGAAAUGACUUCCACACCAACAAGAGGGUGUGCGAAGAGAUCGCUAUCAUCCCCAGCAAGAAGCUCCGCAACAAGAUCGCUGGGUAUGUGACCCAUCUGAUGAAGCGCAUCCAGAGGGGUCCCGUCAGAGGCAUCUCCAUCAAGCUGCAGGAGGAGGAGAGGGAGAGGAGGGACAACUACGUCCCAGAGGUUUCUGCUCUUGACCAGGAGAUCAUAGAGGUGGACCCUGACACCAAGGAGAUGCUCAAACUACUGGACUUCGGCAGUCUGUCCAACCUGCAGGUCACCCAGCCAACUGUCGGAAUGAACUUCAAGACACCCAGAGGAGUCUAAGCAUUUGUAAUAUAUCUCUUAAUAAAUACAAAAUGUACAAAAAAAGCAA
This is a messenger RNA of Oncorhynchus masou masou (cherry salmon), 534 nucleotides long. Its product is annotated as small ribosomal subunit protein eS17. Bases 81 to 485 code for a protein of 134 amino acids. NCBI's taxonomy places the organism in Eukaryota, Metazoa, Chordata, Actinopteri, Salmoniformes, Salmonidae. Gene Ontology annotation, cellular component: ribosome. The transcript has 5 exons. The record is from RefSeq and is a predicted model, not a curated record. Gene Ontology annotation, biological process: translation. Gene Ontology annotation, molecular function: structural constituent of ribosome.